Molecule: messenger RNA, 1572 nt
Organism: Brassica oleracea var. oleracea
Lineage: Eukaryota; Viridiplantae; Streptophyta; Magnoliopsida; Brassicales; Brassicaceae
Product: translation initiation factor IF-2
Exons: 4
Coding region: 1-1509 (502 amino acids)
Biological process (GO): chromosome condensation; negative regulation of DNA recombination; nucleosome assembly
Cellular component (GO): nucleolus; nucleosome; nucleus
Molecular function (GO): nucleosomal DNA binding; double-stranded DNA binding
Source: RefSeq, a predicted model, not a curated record
AUGGAUCCUAACCAUCCUUCAAACACCUCCUUUGUCCCCGGUCAUGUCACUCCUCCCAACCAACCCGUUCUCCAUGUAACACCUAUUAACGGGUCUAACAACGUCUAUUCCCAUCCCGAUUUCCAGCCUCAGCCUCAUUUCCAGCCCCGUCCCCAGUUCCAGCCCAUGCCCCAGUUCCAGCCCCGCCCUCAGUUCCAGCCCCGUCCCCAGUUCAUGCUCCGUCCCCAGUUCAUGCCCCAGCCCCAGCCCCCACUGCAGCAAACGCCUCCUUCUCGGUUAGCUCAUGUUCCGACACAGGCGCAGCCUUCGAUAAACUAUCCUCCUUACGACGACAUGAUUUGUGACGUAAUUAGGGACUUGAACGAACCGGAUGGUUCAAGCAAGUCGAGGAUCUCGAGGCGUAUCAAGAGAUCGAACGUCGUUUUGCCUCCUAGUCACUCGGUUUUGAUGACUUACCAUCUCAAGAGGUUGAGGAAGAAUGGCGUUCUCACCAUGGUUAACAACUUAUACAAGAUCGCUGCUGCUCCCCCUCCUCCUCCUCCACCUCCCCCUCCCCCUCCUCCACCUCCCCCGCAAAACGUUGCUGUUGCGGCAGAUCUGGAGGCUCCCAGAUCUGAGGUUCCUCCAAUGAACACCUCUCCGCUUGAUAUGCUUGCUGCCUCUGCUUCUGGCUUGGCUUUGGGCUCUCAGCCUCAGAAGCGAGGCCGUGGACGCCCUCCAAAGGCUAAUCCCGAAGCUCCACAAGAGCAGCAACCCAUCGAUGCUCAACCCGUCGCUGUCAUGUCUCCCGGACAGUCAAGCCGUGAGCAACCCGAGUUGCAUGUAGCAGAUUCGAACCAAGUGGUUACUGAGUCAGCAAACAGACGACCUGAUUGUCCAAGGAGGGGCAGAUCUGUUCCGAUCUCUCCAACUGCGGGUGCAGUUCUAGCUCUUCCAGCUCCGAGUACGUAUGCAAGAGGGAGGUCACCGAGUCGUAGUGACGCUGGGAGAGAAAGGAAGAGGCUAUGCAUAGGUGCAUCUAGCGGUGGAGUCGUCAUCGCUGCUCCAGCUGGUGGAGAAACUGUGGCGGUUGCGUCAAGGAUGAUGCGUGGACCUGGACGUCCACGUAAGGUGGUUAGGGGUAGACCCAAAAAGAGUACCACACCAAUCUCCACCAGGGAAGCUACUGGGACAUUGGAAUCUUCCCAUGGAGAACUCAAGAGAAAGCUUGACUUUGCUUGCGAGAAAGCAAAAGAAAUCUUGGAUGUGUUGAAAGCUGGUAUCGAGAGCAACGACUUCAUAGCAAUAUCGUCGCAAGCUAAACAGGAGCUGGAAGGACUAGUACCAAUUUUGACUGUGGAGACGCAUGGCGUGGGACAAGUGCAGCCAGACGCCGUGGAAGAAGUAGAAGCACGAGCGGUUGAAGAAGUGCAGUCAGAGGAGGAAGCAGCACAUACUGAAGCUGAAACCCAAGGAGAGGAACAUGGACAAGAAGUUGUGGAAGGAGAACAAGCACAGCCCCAUCCUUAGCCUUAGCCUCAGACCGAAGCUGAGGCAAUGCAAGGAGCCCUGAUCUGAGAAAGAUAGCCUAGA